AUGUCCGAUGUUAUCCAAGGCCAAUUGGUGACCGCCAAAGUCUGCGACAAUACAAAAUACGAGGCGUUGUCUUAUGUAUGGGGCAGCAUGACCGAGCGGGAGACAAUAUCAGUCAAGGAUAUGAUAGUCAGUGUCACACCAUCACUUGCAAAAGCCCUGCGCCAUCUGCGCUUAGCAGAUGCGCCUAGAGUUAUAUGGAUUGACUCGAUUUGCAUCAAUCAAGCCGACAUUUUGGAAAAGAAUAGUCAAGUUCAGCUGAUGCCUUUGAUCUACGAAAAAGCGAGCAAUGUCGUGAUCUGGCUGGGUGAGGCAACCCAUGAUAGUGUGGUCGGGAUCCAAAUACUCAAAUACUUUGCAUCAAGUCAAGAGCCAUCUGAAAGCCCGCCGUGGAUGACUGAACCUCCGCAACUGGUGUACAGAGGACUCGAGAAUAUAAUGAACAGGGACUGGUUCCGGCGAAUCUGGGUUGUGCAGGAAGCAGCCCUUUCUCGAAUCGCGACCAUCGUUUGUGGUCCAUACUCUUUCUCCUGGACUUCACAUGAUUGCAUCCUUGUUCGCCGAUUUGCAAGAAUGAUUAAAUAUGCGGAACUAUCUCCUGAUUGGGAGGAAGCUGGCCUUGAGAAAAUUGAUUUCCGACCUCUGCUGGAGCUUCUGGAUCUGCAAAUCGGGCAACAACUUGAUAAAUCUUGGGGAAGCACAAAUCGUCGUGCCCCUGAUAUUCUUGACAUCGCGUAUGAUAUGCGACAUCGCUCGUCAACCGAUCCAAGGGAUAAAAUAUUUGGACUGGCUGGGAUAACAAGCUUUAUGAUAGGUGGCGAAGAUCUAAGGCCUGACUAUUCAAUGUCAGUUAGACAAGCUUAUGAGCAUCUAGGCAGUAUUAUCCAAUUCUAG
This is a messenger RNA of Cladophialophora bantiana CBS 173.52, 891 nucleotides long. RefSeq lists its product as uncharacterized. The transcript has a single exon. Lineage: Eukaryota; Fungi; Ascomycota; Eurotiomycetes; Chaetothyriales; Herpotrichiellaceae. Bases 1 to 891 code for a protein of 296 amino acids. The record is from RefSeq and is a predicted model, not a curated record.